Thunnus maccoyii (southern bluefin tuna) is the source of this 3764-nucleotide messenger RNA. It is a transcript of the gene cebpz, whose product is annotated as CCAAT enhancer binding protein zeta. Gene Ontology annotation, cellular component: nucleus. The transcript has 18 exons. Bases 68 to 3349 code for a protein of 1093 amino acids. Lineage: Eukaryota; Metazoa; Chordata; Actinopteri; Scombriformes; Scombridae. The record is from RefSeq and is a predicted model, not a curated record.
UACGGAAACGCCGUGCUGACGUCACUUUCACGUCCGGGUCGCGUCUUCUCCUCAUGCUCGCAGCAGCAUGGCAGCGAAAAACAAGCACCGUAAAAAGUCCAAAGCGACCAACAAAGUGACAUUUCAACCUGCAGAUGAUGAGCCGGAGGCUGAAAACAGCGGCGGCGAGGAAGAUGAAGAUUCAGCAGCUGAUGACGGUGAGGACAGAGCGAAGAAAGAAGAAGAAGAGUUCAGUUUGGAGGAGGUUUUACGGCUGGGAGGAACACAGUCCGACUACGUCCUCCUCGCCACCCUGAAUGACUCCAACGAGCUCGUGGACGGAGGGAAGCAAGGAGCCAUAGACGACCUGGAGGAGGGCGAGCUGGAGAAAUUCAUCACCAAACUGGGCAUUCGAGCGUUUGCUGGACAGCAGGUCAUCGCAGACGAGCCUGAGGGCGAAGACGCUGCCGAGAAGGAAAGUAAAAAGGCCACAGCGAAGAAAGCAGAGGAGAAAGCGUCCAACUCUCAGCAGAAAGUUACCAACCAGCAGCAAGUAGAGGACAAGAAGAAGGAGAAGAAGAUUAAAGACGCUCAGGUCGCCGCUGGGAAAAAGGCGAAACAGAAUGCGAACGUGUUUGAGUUCCAGCAGCGGCAGAUCCUGCUGAUCAAACCCGGAGGGAAAUGGUUCGACCUGGAAUACACCACCGAGGGCUCGACGGAAACGCAGGAUCCCUCACUGGUCUCCCAGUACAAGACGCUCGCCCAGCGGCUGUUUGAGGCCGAAGUCGAGCUCUACAAGAGCAAGAAGAGUCUGCAGAAAGGAGCCAACUCCGGCUGGAUGAAGACGGUGGUCUCCUCCGGCGUGCUGGCUGACAGGAUGGCUGCCAUGACGCUCUUGAUCCAGGACGCUCCAGUGCACAUGGUGGAGCACGUGGAGAACCUGGUGUCCAUGGUGAAGAAGAAGGGCAGCCGGCGGAUGGGUCUGAUGGCUCUGGACACGCUGCGAGAGCUGCUGCUGUCUGACCUGCUGCCGGAAAACAGAAAGCUCCGUCCCUUCGCCCAGCACCCGUUCGACCAGCUGGAGGAGCGGGCCAGCGGCAACCGCGACGCCCGUGACCGCCGCCUCAUCCUCUGGUAUUUCGAGCACCAGCUGAAACACCACGUGGCUGAGUUCGUGGUUGCUCUUGACUCUGUGGCUCACGACACGGUGGCAGCCACCAAAGCGAAGGCGCUCGCCACCGCUCACGAGCUGCUGUGCAGCCGGCCGGAGCAGGAGAGGGCACUGCUCAUCCAAGUUGUCAACAAGCUGGGCGACCCCGAGUACAAGACGGCAGCCAAAGCAUCGUACCUGCUGGAGACGCUGCUGCACAAACACCCCAACAUGAAGGCGGUGGUGUGCUGCGAGGUGGAGCGGCUCAUGUUCCGGCCCAACAUCAGCCCGAAGGCGCAGUACUACGCCGUCUGCUUCCUCAGCCAGGUGAUGCUGAGCCACGACGAGACCGAGCUCGCGGCGAAGCUCAUCACCAUCUACUUCUCGUUUUUCCGCGCCUGCGUGAAGAAGAAGGACAUCGAGUCGAAGAUGCUGAGCGCUCUGCUGUCGGGCGUGAACAGGGCGUAUCCCUACGCCGGCGCCGGGGACGAGAAGGUGAAGGAGCAGCUGGACACGCUGUUCAAAGUGGUUCAUCUGGUGAAGUUCAACACAGCUGUGCAGGCGCUCAUGCUGCUGUUCCAGGUGAUGGACUCCCAGCAGAGCGUCUCUGACCGAUACUAUGUCGCUCUGUACAGGAAGUUGCUGGACCCCGGGCUGUCGUCGUCCUCCAGACAGAGCAUGUUCCUCAACCUGCUGUACAAGUCCCUGAAGGCCGACAUCGUGCUGCGGCGGGUCAAAGCCUUCGUGAAGCGUCUGCUGCAGGUCAGCGCCGAGCAGAACGCCAGCUUCGCCUGCGGAGCGCUCUUCCUGGUGUCGGAGGUCAUGAAGGCCAAACCGAGCCUCAGGAUGCUGCUGCAGGAGCAGGGGGACGGGGAGGAGGAGGAGUUCAAAGAUCUUGCUGAGGAAAAUGAUGACGAAGAUGAUGACGAAGAGGAGCGUUUUGUGGAUGCUGACAAACUGGAGGAAGGAGCGAGUGCAGAGGCACAGGAGGUCAAACCCACGGCAUCAUGGGUACAUCACCAGAACCUGGAAGGAGGGAAGAGCCGACAGAUCUACGACCCGCUGCACAGAAACCCGUUAUUCUGCGGCGCUGACCACACAACCUUAUGGGAACUACAGAGGCUCGCUCUGCACUUCCACCCGUCAGUGUCACUGUUUGCAAAAACUAUCCUGCAGGGAGACUUCAUCCAGUAUUCCGGUGACCCUCUGCAGGACUUCACCCUCAUCCGGUUCUUGGAUCGAUUCGUCUUCAGAAACCCCAAACAACUAAAGGGAAAACAAAACACAGAUGCUGCCGCUCUGAUGCCCAAACAGAGAUUACCUCUCAACUCUCUACCAGUGAACUGUGAGGAGUUUCUGUCUAAAGAAGAGAGUCAGAUCCCUGUGGAUGAAAUCUUCUUCCAUCGCUUCUUCAAGAAACGUCAGCAGGAGAAGCAGCUUCGUCGGCCGCGAACAGACGGCGAUGACGAGAGCGUGGAGGACGUGGACGAUGACGAGUUUGAGAAAAUACUCGAUUCCUGUGAGGGAGACUCGUACUUCACUGAUUUGGCAGAUGAUGAUCUGGACUUUGCAGGUAAUGUGAAGAGUAAAAAAGGUAAGAAAGACGCGGAGGACUCAGACUCGGACGACUCGGACAUGGACGACCUGGACGAUGAGGAGGUGUCUCUGGGCAGCAUGGACGAGGAAGACUUCGGAGAUGAGCUGGAAGAUGAAGGAGGGACGUUCAUGGACCUUGACGGGGGCGGAGAUGAUGAUGAUGAGAUUCCAGAGCUGGAGGAUGACGAUGCUGCGUUUGGUGCAGAUUCAGAUGAAGAGAUGGAAGCUCCAGAUAUCACUCCUCGUACCAAGAAGGGGAAGAGAAAAUCCUCAGAGGAGCUCGACUUCUCUGGAUCUUUAGGUUCAAAACAGACGAAGAAGAAGAAGAAGAAAGGAAACAAAGAUGCAGCCGUGUUUGCUUCUGCUGAGGAGUUUGGUUCCCUGCUGGAUGAGAACGCCGGCUCUAAGUUCGACAACAUCGGACUGAACGCCAUGAACAACAGAGACAAAGCAGGCCUGAAGCAGAUCAAGUGGGAGUCUCAGCGUGACGACUGGAUCCAAGACCGCGACGUUAAGACGCUGCGCAGGAAGAAGACCAUGUUCAACAAGAAGAAGAUGUUGGGGCGAGCCAGGACAGGAAGCAAGAUGUUCGGGAACAAGAAGAAGAAGAAGAAGAAGAAGUAGCUGCUGUGUGUUGUUGUGGACUGUAACUGACGGACACCUUCACUCCUGUUUGGCCGCCCAGGCUUCGUGGUCUCUCUCUCGGAUGCCGUAGGCGCCCGCCCACUCGUUGGACUGGUAGUAAACUGGGAGGAAACAGAGCAGAAACUGGUUUUCAGAUCCAGUCAGCUGAUGAAAACUUAAUGGGAUCAAAUGACGACAUGAUCUGAAGAGAAGCCAUGUUUAGGUUUUUUUUGUAAAAUUAAAAAGACUUUGGUAUACAGGACAUUAUGUUGCUAUGGUAACACGUUUUUGUCUGCAAUUGAACACAGAAGCAACAGAUUUUCUUGAAUCUGCUUUAACUCUGUAAUAUUAUUCAUACUGCUUCUGUGUUAUGAAGGUAAAUAUAUCAACAGAAAUUAAAGUUGUUGUUUUCUGA